This is a messenger RNA of Necator americanus (New World hookworm), 1656 nucleotides long. RefSeq lists its product as uncharacterized. Gene Ontology annotation, cellular component: mitochondrial matrix. Lineage: Eukaryota; Metazoa; Nematoda; Chromadorea; Rhabditida; Ancylostomatidae. The record is from RefSeq and is a predicted model, not a curated record. The coding region runs from base 1 to 1656 and encodes 551 amino acids. The transcript is spliced from 14 exons. Gene Ontology annotation, molecular function: ATP binding; ATP hydrolysis activity.
AUGCACCGGUCAGCAGCAAUCCUACUGAGUGCAUGCUCCCUUCGUUCAUCAGCAUGCAAACAGAUUCAACGGGGUUUGCGAACAAGCUGUCCGGUUCAUUGCACGGCAACAGGUGAUGGAACCGGCAACGAUCUCACCACAAAUCCUCCGAAGUCGACAUUUGGUAGAUGUCGUGAAUGUGGCGGAGUGCUGAAACCAGCUCCAACACUCACACCGACUACAAGAUAUAUUCACUGUGAAAAUUGUAACAAAUUGUAUGCUGGAAACAUAAUCGAGGAAAGCUCUAAGCAAUGGUCAAUCAAGAGUGAUCAACGAAGAAGUCCGCCAUAUCCUAGCCAGAUUGCCGAGUACUUGGACCGUUUUGUUGUCGGACAGAAGCAAGCGAAGAAAACACUUGCAGUGGGUGUUUACCAACAUUAUCGGCGUCUCGAACAUAAUAUAGAGAGUGGAGCUGGAUCUAUACACCAGAUUAAAGAAGAUGUAAAAAGUGCGCCAAGAGGAGUUCUGUACCAGGACGAAAAUCGAAUUGGUCACAUCGCUUCAAGUGAAUUGCGAACGUCUCCCAUUGCAUCUGCUUAUAUGCAGCAAAUCCCAACAAUGCAGCAAAUGCCAACAAGACGUGCACCACCGGUAUUCCGAGCGAUCCCUGAAAAGGAGCCAAUUGUGAGACUAGAGAAAUCAAAUAUUUUAUUGAUUGGUCCUUCAGGCGUUGGUAAAACCUUCCUAACGCAAACCUUAGCAAGAAUCCUCGAUGUUCCAAUUGCGCUUUGCGACUGCACAUCAAUGACCCAGGCAGGAUAUGUCGGUGAAGAUGUAGAGAGCGUCAUCCAGAAACUUGUGCAAGCGGCAGGUGGAAAUGCUGAAAAAGCCCAACAAGGCAUAGUUUUUUUGGAUGAAAUUGACAAAAUAGCUGCUGCCCAUGAAGGACAUUCUCCUGCGUAUCGCGAUGUGAGCGGUGAGGGUGUCCAACAUGCUUUGUUGAAGUUGGUGGAAGGCACUGUGGUGAAUGUGAAAAGCGGUCGGAAAAGUGUUGGAACGCAACAAGACACAGUCCAGGUAGACACAUCAGAUAUUCUUUUCGUUGCUUCUGGUGCAUUCAAUAGCUUAGAUAAAAUUGUUGCGCGUCGACUUGACAAGAAAAGCCUAGGAUUUGGUUCAUCGUCCGGUGAAUUGCGCGUAUCCGCUGAUGAUCCAAAUUCUGAGCAGUCCCGAAAACGCGACUAUUUGCUCUCUAAAGCUGAUCAGGGAGAUUUAAUUAAUUUCGGAAUAGUACCCGAACUCGUUGGUCGGUUCCCAGUUCUGGUUCCCUUCCAUUCGUUUGACCAAGAUAUGUUGGUCCGUGUGCUUACUGAGCCACAAAACUCUCUUCUCACUCAGCUGAAACUGCAGUUCGCUAUUGAUAAUGUCGAUCUUUCCUUUUCGUCCGAAGCUUUGCAACAAGUUGCUCAAUUAGCACUCGAAAGAAAAACAGGUGCCCGUGCCUUACGCUCAAUCCUAGAGGGUGUCUUGUUGGACGCGAAGUUUACCGUUCCGGGCAGCGACAUUGAAUCGAUACAUGUAACACGGGAAGCAGUAUUAGGGGAGACCGAGGUGGAAUACACGAGGCGGCAAGUAGUCGAGAAAGUUGAGAGUAAGCAGGCCGUAUCGGCUAUGUAA